AUGGUCUGACUGAUUGCGCCGACAGUGAAUGUUGCGUCAAAGAUGAAUGCAAAGAUAAUAUAAUGUGUGUCACUGCUCCUGACCCCCUGGAUAUACUUUUGCGAAAGCAACCGCCAGCCGUUACUGCAACAUUUUAUCAAAAAAUGAAAUUUUUAAUAGAAGAAGAUAGUGUACAAAGUUAUGCUCACCGUGAUGAGUAUUCAGAAAGCCAGUUCUGGACAGCUUUUGCAAAGAGCCGUGUUUCCGUGAUCAGAGGUCGAGUGGUAAAUAAGGAAAGAACAGGAUUAAUUGCAGUGAGAGUCAGUGUCGCAACAGAUCCACAAUUCGGAUUCACAUUGACGAGAUUAGAUGGUUG
This is a messenger RNA of Stegodyphus dumicola, 355 nucleotides long. RefSeq names its product teneurin-a-like. The record is from RefSeq and is a predicted model, not a curated record. Gene Ontology annotation, biological process: motor neuron axon guidance. Lineage: Eukaryota; Metazoa; Arthropoda; Arachnida; Araneae; Eresidae.